AUGGAGAAGUACGAGAAGCUGGAGAAGGUCGGGGAGGGCACCUACGGGAAGGUGUACAAGGCGCAGGACAAGGCGACGGGCCAGCUGGUGGCGCUCAAGAAGACCCGCCUGGAGAUGGACGAGGAAGGGAUCCCGCCCACCGCGCUCCGCGAGAUCUCCCUCCUCCGCCUCCUCUCCAGCUCCAUGUACGUCGUCCGCCUCCUCGCCGUCGAGCAGGCCACCAAGGGCGGCCAAGCCGGGGGCAAGGCCGUACUCUACCUCGUCUUCGAGUUCCUCGACACCGACCUCAAGAAGUUCGUCGACGCCUACCGCCGCGGGCCCGCCCCCAAGCCGCUCCCCACGGAGGUCGUCAAGAGUUUCCUGUACCAGUUGUGCAAAGGAAUUGCACACUGCCAUGGCCAUGGUGUCCUUCAUCGGGAUUUAAAGCCACAGAAUAUAUUGGUUGACAAGGAGAAGAUGAUUCUGAAAAUUGCAGAUCUUGGGUUAAGUAGAGCUUUUACUGUUCCUAUGAAAAGCUACACCCAUGAGAUUGUGACACUUUGGUAUAGAGCUCCCGAAGUAUUGCUUGGAGCUACACAUUACUCAACGGGUGUUGAUAUUUGGUCAAUUGGCUGCAUCUUUGCUGAGAUGGUCAGAAGACAGGCUCUUUUCCCUGGUGACUCUGAGUUACAACAGCUGCUUCACAUUUUCAGGUUGCUGGGAACUCCUACUGAGGAGAAUUGGCCUGGAGUGACUCAUCUGAGGGACUGGCAUGAGUAUCCAGGGUGGAAAUCACAGAAUUUGACUCGUGUAGUCCCGACACUGGAACCGGAAGGGGUCGACCUGCUAACGAAAAUGCUCCAGUUCGAUCCGGCAAGCAGGAUAUCAGCCAAAGCUGCGAUGGAGCAUCCCUACUUCGACAGCCUCGACAAGUCCCAGUUCUAG
Molecule: messenger RNA, 924 nt
Organism: Lolium rigidum
Lineage: Eukaryota; Viridiplantae; Streptophyta; Magnoliopsida; Poales; Poaceae
Product: cyclin-dependent kinase B1-1
Exons: 7
Coding region: 1-924 (307 amino acids)
Biological process (GO): regulation of gene expression; protein phosphorylation; regulation of G2/M transition of mitotic cell cycle
Cellular component (GO): cytoplasm; cyclin-dependent protein kinase holoenzyme complex; nucleus
Molecular function (GO): ATP binding; cyclin binding; cyclin-dependent protein serine/threonine kinase activity
Source: RefSeq, a predicted model, not a curated record